CUCGGAUGUGGGGUUGAAGUUAGCUGGUGUCAGACAUGAGCCAGUUCCUGGGUCGCCAGGACUGUAUCGAGAGCCUCCGGGGAGACCUGGUGGAUCUUCAGGGAGCCAUCCUGGACGUGUUCUCCAGAACUGGACCGCUCCGCGUCCCCUCCUGGAAGUUCCCCGACAAACUCUCCUGCAACCUGGACAUGGUGGCUCUGCUGGGCCAGUACGACUUUGUGGAUGGGGAGAGUGAAUUCAACCAGCACUCCCACAUAGUCUUACUGGAGCUUGUGAUUGACAGACUACUGCUACUUCUACAAAGCUCCAGUUCUUAUGUUGAGCAGCUGAGGUGCAGCCACAGGAGAGAACAAACCCAGCAGAAAAGAUGCCUGUCAGUUGGUCUCGUGGUCAGAAACUACUGGAGUAAUUUAGUUGAUUUUGCCAGCCUUAUGGGCACUGUCAAAGACAUCAAGAAACAGACAACACCAAAGAGAGUUGACUGUGAUGACACAGAGAUGGUGUCGGGUGCUUCCCCCCAGAUGACCUCAAGGAGUGACAGCUGCCGACAUUGUUCAUCUUCCUGGUCUUCAUCAAGCUCCUUUAAGUUUAUGCCCGAGAACCAUUCAGCAUUUAGUCCUUCCCACAACACCCCAUGCUGUCCUAAAGUGGACAGCCGCAGUGUGAGCUCUCAGACAGUGGAAUCAUCCCUCUCUACCUGCAACGCCUGUCAUCAGGUGCAGUCCACCUUGAGAAAGACAGGAGAUGCUUUGGUAGAACUGUUUCAGAGUGAGGGCCUGCCAUCCUCUCUGCAGCCACUGUUGGCUGCUGUGGAGGAGACCCUGGAGCUCGGACACAUGACAACAGGGGAUGUUGCCCAGUUGGCCAAUGAGCAGCUCAGGGACCUGCGCCGGCUGGAAAAACAUCUGCAAGAUGUGCGGGCUACUGUCCACCCUCUUAGGGAUAGUUUAGCAGCAGCAGAGACAGAGCGGGAUAAAUUCAGGACUCAGUGGGAGAGAGCACGGAAAGACUUCAAGCAGGAGACUGAGAAACACCAGGCAACAAUUGUCCAGCUGGAGUUUUCACUGAGUAAAGCACAGAGGUCCAUGAAAGAAACAGAGAAAAAGUUACAAGUGGAGAAACAACAACACAAGAGAGAGAUGUUGUCCUUGGAAGAGAGAAAUUCCACACUAAAAGAAAAAGUAGCAAUGCAGGAACAUGCAUUGCAAGCACUUGAAUGUGAGAAGAUUGCACUACAGGAAAAAGUGAAGUCCUUGCACUUGGAGGAAGAGGUCUGUUGUAAACUACAAAAGAGGAUCCAGCAACUAGAGAGUCACAUCUCUGAAACUCAAGUUCUUCUUGACAAGGAGAACGCCAAGUACCACAGCGCUUGUCGCCAGCAAGAGUCAAUGCAGGCAAAGCAGAGGUCUUUGUUGGAGAGAGUGGAUGCUCUUGAUGAAGAGUGUGAAGAGCUGCAGAGGCAGUUGGGAGAGAAAGAGGAGAGACAGAGCGCCCUAUGCAAUGACCUGCAACAGAUGUCAGAGGAGAAAGAGCAACUGCAGGCUCAGCUCACACAACAGCAGGACUUGGGUUUUGAGCUUCCAAAGGAAAAGGAGACGAUGGAAACAAACAUGGGCGAGCUAAAGAAGAGUGUGGCUGAGCUGAAGGAACAUGUGCAAGCUCUAUUGGAGAGGGAGAAGCUGUUGGUGGCAUUCCCGGAGCUCAGCCUCCAAGUGCAAGCCCGACCACAGAGUACAGGAAAUGUGCUUUUGGACAUGGAGCAACAAAUGCAGGCAAAUUGCAUUCGCAUUAAAGUUCUGGAGCAGGAAAAUGCUACCCUACACAACAGCCUGGAGAAACUGAGGGAGAGAGCACAUUUUGUUUCAAGGCCACAGCAGCAUUGCAGCACGGCUGACAUAAAGUAACAGAGGGAGGGAACCAAACAUACUGUACAUGUCUGGAAUGUAGAUGAUGCUCCGGUGCUCAGUCAAAUGGAGAAGAGUCAAAAUACACAACCGUCUCCAAAUGUAUUGUAUUUGUUAAAUAAAAAUAAAAAUACCUGCGGAUAAACUCAAGUCUUGCUACAAAAACAAUAAUUGAAACAAAUGUUUCGAAACGAUUUUUGAACAGUUUUUGUUUGCUUCC
This is a messenger RNA of Paralichthys olivaceus (Japanese flounder), 2124 nucleotides long. RefSeq names its product coiled-coil domain containing 157 (gene ccdc157). NCBI's taxonomy places the organism in Eukaryota, Metazoa, Chordata, Actinopteri, Pleuronectiformes, Paralichthyidae. The record is from RefSeq and is a predicted model, not a curated record.